AUGUUUAUAAAAAUUAUUGCUCUCAUCGCCUUCCUAGGCGCCUGCCAAGCCGCAGAACACGCUUACUCAUCACAAAGCAUCGUCCUCCACCAUGACGAUCACCAUGACAAUCACCAUGAUGAUCACCACGACUACUACCACCAUGGUCAUGAUGAACAUCAUGGACUAGGUCAUUACCAUGACAAUGAUGACCACAAAGAACAUCACGGACACGAGUUGCAGCACGAACAUGAGAUUCAUCAUGAACAUGAAGUGCACCAUGGCCACCAUGAGCACAAAGUAGAACACAAAGUUGAGCACAAAGCGGAGCCUAAGAAAGAACAGAAAGUUGAACCCAAAAAAGAACAGAAAGUCGAACACAAAGUCGAGCACAAAGUCGAGCCUAAAAAAGAGCACAAAGUUGAGCAUUCGGUAGAACACAAAGUGGAACACGUAGUGGAACAUAAGAUUGAACACAAAGUCGAACCCAAAAAGGAACACAAAGUUGAGUCCAAGAAAGAACAGAAACCUGAACCCAAGAAGGAACAAAAGGUCGAGUCCAAAAAGGUAGAACAUAAACCAGCUAGAAUUAUCCCUGUGGUUGAGAAACAUGUGGAAGCCCACGUCAAAAUAGUCCCUGUCGCAGCUGCCUCGAAAAUUGUUCCCGUAGCGCACUACGUCCAGAGUGCCCAUAAGCAAGAAUCUCAUGAGGAACACAAGCAUGCUAUCUCUUCGCAACACAUUUCCCGUCACGACGUUCCCGCUCAUCCCCCCAAGGACUUUGACGACCAAUCUGGUCCUGCUAAGUACGAAUUCCAAUACCAGGUGAAAGACCCUCAUACCGGGGACCACAAGUACCAGCACGAGCACCGUGAUGGACACAAAGUGAAGGGAGUGUACAGCUUGCACGAAGCUGAUGGCUCCAUCCGUACUGUGGAAUAUGCGGCUGAUAAGGACGCUGGAUUCUCCGCCGCUGUCAAGCAAACAACAAAGCACAUUGAACACGAACACCAUCAUUAA
Molecule: messenger RNA, 999 nt
Organism: Spodoptera littoralis (African cotton leafworm)
Lineage: Eukaryota; Metazoa; Arthropoda; Insecta; Lepidoptera; Noctuidae
Source: the annotation of a GenBank genome assembly